Arabis nemorensis is the source of this 264-nucleotide messenger RNA. NCBI's taxonomy places the organism in Eukaryota, Viridiplantae, Streptophyta, Magnoliopsida, Brassicales, Brassicaceae. The record is from the annotation of a GenBank genome assembly.
AUGGCUGGAGAGACAAACAACGAUGGAAACAAUCCUGACCCUCAAGCUGCCUUGUUACUCAUGCUAACGGAAAUAAGAGCUGAACUACGAGGUUUUGGAGAGAGAAUUGAUCGCUUAGAACAGCCUCAACCAAGAGGACCCAAUUUGAGCAAGGACGGCAACAAGCAAGGAGGAAUGUUCAGCGUAACAACCAAUGAGACGAAGAGGAUUCUGGUGAUGACAGCAUGUUCGAGGCAGAAGAAGAUAUUCUCUUUGAUCCAUUAA